Beauveria bassiana ARSEF 2860 is the source of this 876-nucleotide messenger RNA. Its product is annotated as NAD dependent epimerase/dehydratase. Lineage: Eukaryota; Fungi; Ascomycota; Sordariomycetes; Hypocreales; Cordycipitaceae. The record is from RefSeq and is a predicted model, not a curated record. Bases 1 to 876 code for a protein of 291 amino acids. The transcript has 4 exons.
AUGGGGGGCGUUCCCUCCGUCCCGCAGGACAAGUCCCGCCAGGUCCAGGUCAUCGCCGUCGGCUACUCCCGCACCGGCACAACCUCCAUCUCCAUUGCCCUCGAGCAUCUCCUCCAAGGCCCCGUCUUCCACGGGGGCAACCACUUCUUUCAACGUGAAGACGCAUGGAUGCGCGAAUGGUGUCGCAUCAUCUCGUUGGACGGCCGCGAUCCCGCUCUCUUCUCCGCGGGCCUGCGCCGCACCCUCGCCGGCUACGCCGCCGUCGCCGACGCUCCUGCCUACAUGCUACUCCCGGAGCUGCUGGCGCUGUACCCCAACGCCAAGGUCGUGCUUGUCACUCGCGAUCGCGCCCGGUGGUAUGCGAGCAUGGCGCCCAUCGUAAACAACCUGACGGUGCCGAUGCGUGCGCUCGACGUGCUGCUCUGGCCGUGCCCGACAUGGCGCUGGCUACCGACCUAUCUGCGUUGGGCGACCAAGAGAGAGAUGACGAGAAUCGGCGAAGGAUUCACACCAGAAAUGCUGGACAAGCACAAUGACUGGGUACGUGAACACGCGCCUCCCGGACGCUUCCUGGAAAUGGACUUGCACGAGGGCUGGAAGCCGCUCGCCUAUUUCCUCGGCGUGCCCGCGCCGGACAUGCCCUUUCCGCGGGCCAAUGACGCCGCCGAGGCCGACGCAGUCGCGCGGCGCGUGCUCCUGACCGCCGGGCUCUCGUGGGCCGCCAUCCUGGCGGCGGCUGGCGUGGCGGCGUGGCAGGCGUACUAUCAGCUUUCAAAAGGGCAUGGGAGUGGUGUGCUGUCGAGUCUUUGGGGGUGGACGCGUGGCGGCGCGCAUCGUGGCGGGUUUUUAUUUGAUCCUCUUUUCCAGUAUUUUUAG